UCUCUUGACUGAUGCGUGUGAAGUAUAUUCCAAUUGCUAUGGCUGCUAUGCCGACUCCAAUAGUCCAGUAUAAUGUGUGUGAUCCACAGAUUCUAGUUGCAUGUCUUUUCCACACAGGUGCUGUUUCUGGAUUCUCUGUAAUGACAAUUUGUAUUAUCACAAAUAUAUUAUCGCUAAAAGAUGGGAGAAGCAAUAAAUUGCUGUGAUUAUGUAUUGCUUAGCCAGCCCCACCCACAUACCAUAACUGUGCAGAAUUCUGUUGCCGAGAUCUUCCGUAGACGCCUCUCUCAUUAGCAUUUGAACAAACUUGUGAAACUUCUGCUGCCGCGUUUCCUGAGGCGUAGACUCGGAGAUUUGGAUUAUGAACACACCCUGUGAUCCAGUGGAUAAGCUUGGAUUCUCAUAACUACCAGGUGUAGCCU
Molecule: messenger RNA, 422 nt
Organism: Geodia barretti
Lineage: Eukaryota; Metazoa; Porifera; Demospongiae; Tetractinellida; Geodiidae
Source: the annotation of a GenBank genome assembly